This is a messenger RNA of Dromiciops gliroides (monito del monte), 2929 nucleotides long. RefSeq names its product spermatogenesis associated 6 like (gene SPATA6L). Gene Ontology annotation, molecular function: myosin light chain binding. Gene Ontology annotation, biological process: spermatogenesis. The transcript has 13 exons. NCBI's taxonomy places the organism in Eukaryota, Metazoa, Chordata, Mammalia, Microbiotheria, Microbiotheriidae. The coding region runs from base 100 to 1347 and encodes 415 amino acids. The record is from RefSeq and is a predicted model, not a curated record.
GGGAGAGGGGUCGGGGCGGGAGGGCCGGGGAAGAAACCCCGCUCCUCUGCCCGGCGCAGCAGGGUCCCUUUCCAACCCUUCCCGCCCCAGCUGGGAAAGAUGCCCCUCGAAGUGGUAGUGGAGCUGCACAUUCGCGCGAUCACCUGUCCAGGUGUGUUUCUUCCAGAGAAGAAAGGACUUUUACUCAGUGUCUGCAUCCUUGAUCAAUACAGGGAGACAAAAUGCUUUCCUGCAGUGUUCCCCCUUAUGAUUCACGAGGUUAUGAAGUUUGAUAAGAUAUUUAUAAAUGCACUUGAUCCAGCUGCUGUAGCGGAGCUUCUAGAAACUUAUAUGAUCAAGUUUGAACUAAUACAGCUAAUACCUCCAGAGGGGACAUUGUUGGCCUACUAUGAAGAAAACACACGGGACUUUCUGUUCCCUGAACCCAGGCUGACUCCUCUAUACCCUGGCGUAGACCGAGAAGUGCUAAUGAAGACACCUCUAGGCUUCCCAGGCAUCUCUCCAAAAAUAGAGUUUUCUACAAGGACAGCCAUCAAAGAACUCAGUUGUCCAUUAAAAAGAUUUUUUGAAGAAAGAUUGAGACAGUUGAGGCCAGCCUCUGCUUCAGGUUGUAGACAAGUGCUCGGUCCCCAUUUACAGAACUUAAGAACCAAGAUAAAGGAGAAUACAUGUGAAAAGCUUAGCAAAAGCUUAAGGUCUCGUUCUCCAUCACCACACAUGAUCCGGCGUCUUUGCCAGGAGGAGCGGCCAGUGCAGCGGAGUGCUGGAUCUCGUGGUUUCAAACCCCCACCAGAAACCAAACCUCCAUUUGUAGUUAGACAUGUAGACAGUUCAAAGCCAUUUGGUGAACAAACUUCUUUAAAACCACACACUCAAAAGUCCAGGAAAAAAGCCGACUUUACAUGCUUUGAUUUUCCACUGAAAAGAGCUUCUUCUCUUGACAGCAUUGCAGCUGAUAUGAAGUUUUUAAGGGAUCAAGAAGAAUGGAAUGCUCGGAGGCGUGAAUUGCUAUCUCCGUAUUCAGAUAGGUUUGGAAAUAUCUUGUCUGGUCAUGGUAACCAAGGGGAUUCCAAUUUUCACCAGACAACUUCAUUCACUGCCCAUCACCACCGAUCACCUAGUCCACAUCUGAGUUAUUGCCUUCACCAACACAGGUUGUGCUGCAGCCCUCACUUCGAUUGGGAGAAGAUUCAUGAAAGGGUACGGGAUCUUCUGACCUCUCGAAAAGCCCGACAACGACUCUACCUGGGAGUAACCGACUCUGAAGUUGAUGAAAUCCUUGGAAGAAGGACCCCCUGUUUAAGGCGCUCCCCACUACACAAACCUUUUGAGAGCAGAUAUUUCUAAGUAAUUGUCACUUGUAUAGGACUCUGUGUGUUAUGGUGUUCCUAACUGUACAGUGAAAAAUGAAUGAGAGCAAUAGGGGGAGUGCGAAGAACUCAUUUAAAGUAACAGUACAUACACUCAUUUAGAGCUGAACAGCCUUUUGUGUUAUCUUUAACAAGUCAUCUUGUUCUGUCUGUUUCCCUUUGAAUGAAAUCUUGUACUGUGUAUUUUUACCAGGUAAGAGUUGUUGAUUAAAAUGAUUGGAGUUUGGGGCUUACAUUUUCAGUGUCAAUUUAGAAACUAUUUUUUUUUUUGUGGGGAGCAAUGAAAUAAGAACAAAGUAUGAUAAUGUGGUGGGAAAGGCCUUGGCAUUGAAGAAAAGAGGCUUUUCUGAGUAACAUUGUCAGAAUAGUUAAGACCCCAGGACAGGUGUACCUCUCUUUAGGUAACAGAUAUGUAUCUUUCAAAUGUCAAUAAAAUUUUUAAAAGAAGUUGAAUUAUAUUUUAAGCAUAAUAGAAUAGGACUGCUUGUUCCUCUAGAGAAAUCCUGGUUAAAGAGUAGUAUAGCGCAAAGAGCAUUACAUUUGAAAUUAGAACACUUAUAACUUGUCUGACCUUUCUCUGAUAUCAACUCCCUGGGUGGCUUUGAGCAAGUCUCUUAAUCUCCAUCUCAGUUUACUUUUCUGUCAAAUGUGGGCUAGGUUCAAAUCCUAGCUCCAAUACUUGCUAACUCUAUGACCCUGCAGAUAGUACUUUUAGGUGAACCAAAUGCCUUCUCCUCAGUCAUCCUAUGAAAUAGGUAAUACAAAUUUUUUUAUCCCCAUUAUAGAGAGGGGGAAGCUAAGACUAAGAAUGGUGAAGUCACUUGUCCAUGGAUGAGAGGGAACCUGUAUCCCCUAAUUCCAAGUUUCAGGCUCUUUCUGCUUUGCUGUCCUGACUCAGUGUUACCUACCUCACAGGGUUGUUGUGGGGAAGGCACUUUGUGAACUUUAAAACACGGUGUAAAUAUGAAUGAAGAAGAAUAGUCAUAAUAUAGAUUUUCAUGCAUCUGAUAUUCUUGAAGUGAGGUACACCUGUAUUAAAAGUGCAAAGUCAUAGGAGUCACAAGAGUCCGCAGCAUCUAUAGUCCAGUUCUCCCUUUGAAGUCAGAAUUCUCUUCUGACACAUUUAUAAAAUGAGGAAAAACAAUUCCUUCCCGUAUACUAUAGCCUUAAGCUGAGACAGAUGGUUGGGGCACUCUUUCAUUGUUCAGAAGCUCAAGCAUUUCAGCACAUGAGCAGUUAUAGAUCAGUGCAGGAUUUUUAGGGAGUGAAUGGGGCAUCCUUUCCUGAGUCUGCCAUUCAGGAGGUGAUGCGUAGGUGUCUAUCUACAUGGCAUCACCAGUUGGAAACGGAAACCAUUUUCUUUACCUCCCUUUAUGAUAUAUGGAACUCCUUCCCUCUUAGCAUUUUAAUUGAUUGAAUACAAAAUUCCUUUCCUCCCUUAAUGGAUCUAUUCCUUCUGAGGUAAAUGAGGAAAAUAUUCCCUUUCCAAUUUCUGCCCCCCCCCCCGGCCCCAGCCAUUCAUCUUCUCCCUGAAACUUAGCAUCAUGAGUAGCUUACAU